Ictidomys tridecemlineatus (thirteen-lined ground squirrel) is the source of this 2827-nucleotide messenger RNA. Lineage: Eukaryota; Metazoa; Chordata; Mammalia; Rodentia; Sciuridae. The record is from RefSeq and is a predicted model, not a curated record.
GACAUCCGACAUGAAGCCAGUGACUUCCCCUGUAGAGUGGCGAAGCUUCCUAAGAACAAAAACCGAAACAGUUGACCACAGUCGGAUCAAGCUGCACCAGGAGGAGAACGACUACAUCAACGCUAGUUUGAUAACAAUGGAGGAAGCCCAGAGGAGUUACAUUCUCACCCAGGGUCCUUUGCCUAAUACGUGUGGGCACUUCUGGGAGAUGGUGUGGGAACAGAAGAGCAGGGGUGUGGUCAUGCUCAACCGCGUAAUGGAGAAGGGCUCGUUAAAAUGUGCACAGUACUGGCCGCAGAAAGAAGAAAAGGAGAUGAUCUUUGAUGACACAAAUUUGAAAUUGACGCUGAUCUCCGAAGACAUCAAGUCCUACUACACAGUGCGACAGUUGGAGCUGGAGAACCUUGCGAAUCAAGAGACUCGGGAGAUCUUACAUUUCCACUACACCACGUGGCCUGACUUCGGGGUCCCCGAGUCACCAGCCUCCUUCCUGAACUUCCUUUUCAAAGUUCGUGAGUCGGGCUCGCUCAGCCCGGAGCACGGCCCCAUCGUGGUGCACUGCAGCGCCGGCAUCGGCAGGUCGGGGACCUUCUGCCUGGCCGACACCUGCCUCCUGCUGAUGGACAAAAGGAAAGACCCUUCUUCUGUGGACAUCAAGAAAGUGCUGCUGGAAAUGAGGAAGUUCCGGAUGGGGCUGAUCCAGACCGCCGACCAGCUGCGCUUCUCCUACCUGGCCGUGAUCGAAGGCGCCAAGUUCAUCAUGGGAGACUCUUCAGUGCAGGACCAGUGGAAGGAGCUGUCCCACGAGGACCUGGAGCCCCCACCUGAGCACGUGCCCCCACCUCCCCGGCCGCCCAAGCGAAUCCUGGAGCCCCACAACGGGAAACGCAAGGAGUUCUUCUCGAACCACCAGUGGGUGAAGGACGAAGCUGAGGAGGAUGAAGAUGGCCCCAUCAAGGAGGAGACCAGGACCCCCUUGAGGGCCUCCCACAACACGGACAGCACGAGUCAAGACACUGAAGUCAGAAGUCGGAUCCGUGGCCGCGGCCCGAGGGGCACCCAGGCGGCCUUCCCUGCCGAGGCAGAGCCGGCACCACCCAGGAAGGAGGAGGAAGCGCCGGCGCCCACGCUGACCCACUGGAAGCCCUUUCUGGUCAACAUGUGCAUGGCCACGGUCCUCACGGCCGGCGCGUACCUCUGCUACAGGUCCCAGGACAUCCCAAGCCCUGGGCCGUGGGCCAGCUGCUGGUCCAGGGGCAGCACAAGACAGAGCGCAUGAUCCUCGCGCCGUGCCCGCAGCCUCGUGGGACAGCCCAGUGCCAUCGACACGUGAUCUCCAGAGGAAAGAGGUGGGGCCUUCACAUGAAGUGAAAUUUGAGCGACGUCAGCUGAGGACAUCUGCUCACCUCUUGGAGACCCUGGUUAGCCAGAAACCCCUCAGAGACUUGGGAGUUGGACCUGCGACGUCAGGGGUGCUCUCUGGUGGCUCCGACCGUGUGAUGCUAUUGGAGUCAAGGUUUUUAAAGAACCCCCGUCUUGGCUGGGCCUCCGCUCGCACAGGUCAGUCAGAUGUGUGGGCAGCUGCUGGACCACGGGGAGUGGGUGGGCGGGGGCUGGCCCUGGCAGGUCAGGCCCGGGCAGCAGCGUGUGGGGGUUUCCCUACCUUGUUGUCCUUUGUGCUUCAGAAGUCCCCAGACAGAGAGUAAAAGCAACCCCAGGUGCAUGUGCUCAAGGAAGGACCGUGGGCUGCCAGGCCGUGAGAUUCGCUCUCCGGCCUGGAGCGAGGCCCAGGUACAGAAUAGGCCCCUGUCACCCUUCCCACCCACCUCGGGCUGCUGCCUGAAAGAGACCUAGUCCCAGACCUAGGACCACAAAGGCAGGGGGUCCCAUCUUGGUUUUCAGGUGAACCCCAACUGGCUAGUAGGUGGGGAUGGCCACGGGCACUCUGAAGGCGCGCAGUGUGCGGCCUCCUCGGAGACCGGACUGAGGCGCUGCUUUAGAAGCAGAUGGCCGUCGGGGUGUGGUCUCUGGAGGCCUGGCCUCCCCAGCCCCGAUCACACACGGCCUCCUGGGACCAUCCCGAAGCCCAAGUCUCCCAGGACUGCAGCCCCGCCACCCACUCCGCACGUGUCUCUGAGAACACUGAAGCCCCGCGCCCGCCCCGGCCAGGGCCCGGCUGUCCCUCCUCGACGCCUCACCUUUUCCCGGAAGCUCCUGUUCUUGGCUGCGCUGGCCAGGCGAGCUCUGGCCGCCUUGCACACCCGUGGGGGCCCGUCCAGCUGCAGCAGCGCCCAGGCUCUCAAGGUCUGGGGCAGCGGCUGGAGCAGGCCCAGCUGCUUUCCCCGCAGCUUCCUGACGGUCCUGAGCCGCCCUGCGCAGUGCAGUUCCUGGGUGAGCGUGACUGGGGGCGGAGGGGGGAGUCGAGGUUCAGCUGCUGUGAACUCGAGGCGUCCCCAGCAGGCCCUGUCUGGGCACCUUGCAAAAGGGACCUCCCGGAACCUGGGAAGGCUUUCUAGCAGGGGUCAGGUACACCCUGAGUCAAAGACACCACAGCCCCACUCUGGGUACUGAGCCAGCCCACUGCCGCCGUCCCCGGCCCUGACGUCUGCACUGUGCUCUUCUUGUGUGAGACGGGGCUGCCCAAGGUGCUGAAGCUGGCCUUGAACUCAGGCUCUCCCUCCUCCUGCCUCUCCUCCUGGCAUGCACCAGGACACCGGCUUCCCAUCUUUUUUCUCCCUCCACCUUUUAAAGCCACCUUCUUUUGGACUUGAUUUCUCCGUGUCAGCCGAAUGUGGCAUCUCAAUAAAUCUGGGACCUCAAAACAGUA